CACAGUCGCGGAGAGGACAGGCCAGAGGGAGGGAGUAGACGGAACAAACGGUGUCGGUCUCUAUUUUUCAACUAUUAUUUAGCCGCAGAAGUGAUUUGUUUUUUUCCUCCCCCCUUUGCUUUAAUUCCGGAACGAUUGCUCUGAGCCAUUUUUGUUCGACCCUGCUGCAAAAGCCUUUAUAGUGCAUACUUACCAGCUGUUUUUUUUAAUCAAAAAGGAGAAUUUCCACUAGAGAGAGGGGGGGGGAGAGAUGGUUUUCUACAAAGAGAGAGACAACGAGCGGCCGCCACUUUCUCGCCUUCUGCCGCAUCUCUAUCUGGGCGCUGAGAGCGACGUCACGCAGGACUGUCUCAGUGCCCAGGGCAUCUCCCAUGUGCUGAGUGUGAGCCGCUGCAGCCCGCAGCCCACCUUCCUGCCCUGCUCCCAGUAUCUGCGCAUCCCCAUUGACGACUCCCUCCGAGACGACCUGCUGCCCUGGAUCCCGGAGGCGCUGCGCUUCAUUGAUGGUGCCAUGUCCUCUGGUGGUUCAGUGCUGGUUCAUUGUGCUGCAGGAAUCUCCCGCUCCCCUGCUCUGGCUGUGGCUUACAUUAUGUAUAGUUUGGGAUUGGACCUUGACCAUGCAUACCGAUUUGUGAAAGAGCGAAGGCCCUCCAUUUCACCAAAUUUCAACUUCCUGGGUCAGCUGCAGCACUUUGAAGGCAGUCUCAGUCAAAAAGCCUCAGACGGGAGCCUUGUCAUCCAGCCGCUCAAACCUCUGGAUGCACACCAGCCAUGGGAAAUGAACAACACCAACCAUAGCUCCAAAGACCUGCUGACCGCCAGUCACGGCAUUAAGUAUCAGGGCAACUGUGUUCCCAGUGACUCUGCAGUGGCUGAGGAAGAGCGCAGUGAGAAUUUCUCCAACACAGAUAAAGAGGUGCAGGAAUAUUCCCAUUCCGGUAAAAUGGUGAAAACUCCGCAUUUGUCAGGAAACCUGCAGCAGGAGCUGAGAAAUUCUCUGCAGCUGACGCUUUCACUCUCUGGGAAACUUCGGAGCCUCAACCUCACACCUAACCAAAACCAAUGGGAAGUCCAAACGCCAUUUGAUACUCCAACCCCAAGUCCCUGUGAGCCAGCUAAACCACCACUAAAGCCCACUCAGCUACGACUCCCAAAUAGCCAUACAUCGUUGUCAGAGAAACGCAAAAGCCUCACCCUUUCCUUGUCCCCCCUGGGAGCCACUACACCCACCUACCAUCAGUCGACCCCCAAAGGCGACAACAGCACAGCUGCUGGCCGGCACCCACAGUGCACAGGUACUUCCAAAACUGUCCACAAGAGGGAGGUGGGAGUAGAGCUCGAGGCAAACGGGUGUAGCAGUAAACCAUUAGCUGACAAUGUCAACUCUACCCGGGCAAGGGCGAAGCAGAGAGAGCGGAGUUCAUCUCGCACUAAGUAUGCCAGGCCCACGGAGGGGAGAGCUCAGGGGAAGAAAGCCACCAGCAGGCCUACAACAGUGGAAAAAAGUGACGCUAAAUUGGCUCAAAACACGUACAGGGAUCUGAGCAGAGGCAAGGAAAGCAGGCAGCAUAGCACGGUGGUGGACCACCAGCCAGUGACGGAGGUCAAAGUAGCACCAUCUGUCACGGAGUCUGAGGAGAACCUGAUUGAGGACCAUGGCCUGCUGUCCCCUCUCAACCUGACCAUGAACAAACUUCUGGGCUGGGGAGAGAGGAUGCUGCUGGGGGUGCUGCUGAGCCCUCGCAUCAAAAUGGGACAGGCUGCUUUGCCAUACAGAUGUUGAUGAGGGAAGAUUUCACUGCUGAUAACUUAGGAAUAGGAGGAUACGAGAUAUUUUGAGUGGAAUAGUCAAAGAAAUUGCCAGUGUUGGUGAGAAUUGUGGAAAAGGUUUGCGGAGCCACUGUUCAGGAUGGGGAUAUUGUGCGUGUGUGUGUGGGUGGGUGGGUGUGUGUUUGCAUGUUGAAUGGGUGAGGCCCAUCAAAUGUACUGAACUGCAUGUAUAUUACACAUCUGUCCAUUACAUGUCAUUUUUAUUAUGAUUGUGAUGAUGAUGAUGAUUAUUAUUUGCUCAUCAGGAGCUCUGAAGGAUCACUUUGUGCAAUUCUGUUUUAUUUAUUGAUUUAUUCUUGAUGAGAAUGAGAACCACACAUUUACGCGUUUGAUGAUGGGGGAGAGUAUGCCUCCAAAACAAAUGCAUCAAUAUUUUUGAACAUUUUGAUUACCCGUCUAUUUAAUGAUAUUUGUCAUGUGUUUUGGUUUCUUGUUAUUUAUAAGAUGAAGAUAUUUUGGAAGGUAAUAUUUUGACACUAAGACUUGUAAUGAAAAGUGUUCAUUAAAAAUGAUGUUUUAAUCUGCUCUCAUC
Messenger RNA from Lampris incognitus (smalleye Pacific opah), 2362 nucleotides. Its product is annotated as tyrosine-protein phosphatase vhp-1. The transcript is spliced from 5 exons. The coding region runs from base 251 to 1783 and encodes 510 amino acids. Gene Ontology annotation, cellular component: cytoplasm. The record is from RefSeq and is a predicted model, not a curated record. NCBI's taxonomy places the organism in Eukaryota, Metazoa, Chordata, Actinopteri, Lampriformes, Lampridae. Gene Ontology annotation, biological process: negative regulation of MAPK cascade; protein dephosphorylation. Gene Ontology annotation, molecular function: MAP kinase tyrosine/serine/threonine phosphatase activity; protein tyrosine/threonine phosphatase activity.